Molecule: messenger RNA, 1440 nt
Organism: Aspergillus versicolor CBS 583.65
Lineage: Eukaryota; Fungi; Ascomycota; Eurotiomycetes; Eurotiales; Aspergillaceae
Exons: 1
Coding region: 1-1440 (479 amino acids)
Cellular component (GO): mitochondrion
Source: RefSeq, a predicted model, not a curated record
AUGGUCCAAACACCUGAGCCGAAACUGUUUCGAUUGGAAUCGGUUCGCAAGGUGUUCCGAUGGAAAUGGGUUCGAUGCAAGCUGUUUCGAUCCAAAGGGCGUCAGAACAGUCAUGAUACUAUGCGCGAAUCGACGGUGGAGCCCUCAGAUAUCAAGCAGUCCACCUUGAGCCACCCCAGCAGUAUUACCCAGGCUCAUCCACAGACAGAUCAAUCAACAGAGGAUCAAUCCAGCCAGUAUGGCCUUGACUGGCAUCAUGGCGAGGCAGUCUGGACAGAAACACCAGAUAUCGACGCUAUAAAGGCACUGGUGGCCCACCGUGUCAGUGCUGUCUUAAAUACCAAAUCCCUCAAUGCGUCCGACAUCCACGUCGAAUUCCUCGGGAAUAGCGGAUACUACAGGCUAUAUUUAAUCUCCUCACCAAGACUUCCUCAAAAGUACUUAUUCCGAGCGACGCUGCCCGUGGAGCCCUUCUAUAAAACAGAAAGCGAGGUUGCCACGAUGGCGUUUAUCCGCAAGUAUACCGCGCUCCCUGUUCCCCUUGUCAUUGAUUAUUGCUCUUCAGCAUCCAACCCUAUAAAGUUCGAGUGGAUUCUGCAGGAAUGCGCCGAGGGAACCGCUCUAUCAGAGACCUGGGAUGAUAUGCCGUUCCAUAUCAAAGCCGAAUUUACCGUUCAGAUGCAGCGGCACAUGCAGCUGUUGCAGGACUUUGACUUCCCGUGGAUAGGAAAUCUAUACCACUCGCGCUGCAAGGACAGAGUCAAUGGACAGCCCGCCAAGUGGAUCCGUGUGUCGGAUGGUCAGGACCAGGACGACCCUGACUUUGUGAUAGGCCGCAUCGUGUCGCCUUGGUCGUUUCGGGGAAAACGACGAGAUAUAUUGGCUGACCGUGGCCCUUUUGUCAGUGGCUCGCAUCUCAUGCUCGCCAGAGCUGAUCUCCAAGAUGAAUACCUCCAGCAACUUGCCCUGGGCUCAACGGAUGAGUCCUGCAGAGUGCCAGAGCUACUGAAUUCUGAAUACAGUCGGGAAGUGUAUCAAUCAAUAAAGGCUUGGGAAGAUACACAUCCACAUCAUGAAGACGAGCACCGAGUCCUCCACCAUUCCAAUCUCUCUGACCGUGAUAUUAUCGUACAAAGUUCGAACUCUAAUCCGAUACAGCUCUCCGGAAUCAUCAACUGGGAGUCUGUGGGAACUGUGCCUACCUGGCAAGUAGACUUUCCUCAUUUCCUCAAAGGUCCAUCAGGUAGCGAACUGCAGAGUCGAUGGCGGCCGUCUAUGAGCGCGUCUGAUAGCGAGGCCUUGAUGAAGGACGGACAGAAGGUUGAUCUCCGGCAAAUCUAUGGAGAGCCUUUGCGGCCGGCUUUGACGGUUAAGAUUUCUCGGUGUUUACAAGAGUGUGCGGAGGCUCUCGAGCAGUUUGACCAGGCAGAAAGCUGUUGA